Opisthorchis viverrini is the source of this 480-nucleotide messenger RNA. RefSeq lists its product as hypothetical. The record is from RefSeq and is a predicted model, not a curated record. NCBI's taxonomy places the organism in Eukaryota, Metazoa, Platyhelminthes, Trematoda, Opisthorchiida, Opisthorchiidae. The coding region runs from base 1 to 480 and encodes 159 amino acids. The transcript has 4 exons.
AUGGAGCCGCCUCCAGUCUCAGAAGUGUCUGAAUGUACUUCCCUUCUCAAGCGUCAUCGUGCUGCUGGCCCUGAUGACCUUCCACCUGCUCUUUUCAAGGAUGGCGGUGGGUUCCCCAGUCAGUGCCCCUCUAGCCUAUUUGGGUCUACCUGGGAGAAGGAGGCCGUCCCAGACAACUGGGGUGAAUCGAUUGUGGUGCCCAUUCCCAAACAGGGUACUCGCAAUGAAUGUGAUAACCACAGAGGUGAUCAAAUGACCAUUGAAUAUCAUCCAGAUCGCCAGUCCAGUUACUUACUUUCUAAUAUCCUACAGUUCUUCCGAUUUCACCAAACGAACCACACAGAGGCGACUGUCAACGGAUAUCAAAUCAAGUAUAGACGCCUCCGCUCGUUCGCUCACUACAAUGCCCACGCUGGCACAUCCAAUUGCAGCGCCCUUUGCAUUACCAGAGGUGGGCAGCCGGAACCGGGAAAAGAGUGA